GUUUGGAUUUGUUGGUUCUGUGUGGUGGUUUGAUAACGUGAACAUUGGGUUUUUGGGGUACUUGUGGGUUUUUUGGCUAUGGAUCAAGGUUGGAAAAGGUUACCCUUGCUACUAGUCGUCUUGUUUUGGAGGAAUGCUGAUGGACUUAAAAGUGGCGCAUAUUCAGAUGCCCAUCGUGGGUGGGGUCAGCCUUCUGAUGCUCGUUCCCAUCAUGCAGUCCAGUCUUCCAUGUCAGAGGUCCAUGUGACUAGGACUUUGCCUGUUGAAGAAGUGGGCUCCAGAUUGUUCCCUGCUAAGCCCCUGAAAAGCAAGUCGAAAUGGAAUCUACCUCAGUUUGUCAAAGGUGGUUCCAGCAGUUAUCCGUCAAUGUCCCAUGCCCAAACUGCUCCAAGCAGCUCUGUCUCAGUUUCCUUGCCUCUGUCCCGGAAUCAACAGUCUUCAAGCAGUUUAGCGUUCUCUGGAUCAACUGUUCCAGGUGUUGCUGGGGGACUACGUUUGGAGACCCAAUAUGCUGCAAGUGGUUCUGGACCAGUUUCUACCCUAAGAGAGAGUAGUAGCUAUCCUGCCCAGCUUGGUGUUUCUGGCCAAUCCACCAGUGAUGCUUUGCAUGUGUCAAGCUCCCAAGAAACCCAAAGUGCUUUCAGUCAGUCCACCAGUGUCUUGAGUUCCCAGAAGCAAUAUAGUGCUGCCUCCCAGGUCAGCUCUGGGGCUCAGCUUGGGGCCUCUACUGGUUUGCUCCCGCAGAGAAUGAGCAGCUCUUUCAGUGGUUCUGUCCAGUCUCCAGGUACCACAAGUCAGUUUGCCCUUGGGUCUCCAUCCUCAUAUCCAGCUUUAUCCCAGUCCUCACCCCAAGGUGUUGCCAGUCAAUCUAGUUCACAGAAGCGGCUUACCUCCAUCUACCAGGUCAGCUCUGGGGCUCAGCUUGGGGCCUCUACUGGUGUGCACCCUCAGAGAAUGGGCAGCUCUUCCAGUGGUUCUGUCCAGUCUCCAGGUACCACAAGUCUGUCUGCCCCUGGGUCUCCAUCCUCAUAUCCAGGUUUAUCCCAGUCCUCACCCCAAGGUGUUGCCAGUCAAUCUAGUUCACAGAAGCGGCUUACCUCAAUCUACCAGGUGAGCUCUGGGGCUCAGCUUGGGGCCUCUACUGGUGUGCACCCUCAGAGAAUGAGCAGCUCUUCCAGUGGUUCUGUCCAGUCUCCAGGUACCACAAGUCAGUUUGCCCUUGGGUCUUCCCCAUAUGAUAUAAGUGUGUCACUGUCCUCCCCACAAGCUGGUCCAUCUACUGUUCCGGGUCCUCAGAAGCAGCUGACCUCUACUUACACUGGCAGCUCUGGCACCCAGGCAGGAUCCUCUACUCUCUUCACCCUGCAUGGAAGCCCUGCUUAUAGAUCACGUCAGCCUCAAGGUACCACAAGUCUGUCUGCCCCUGGGUCUCCAUCCUCAUAUCCAGGUUUAUCCCACUCCUCACCCCAAGGUGUUGCCAGUCAAUCUAGUUCACAGAAGCGGCUUACCUCCAUCUACCAGGUCAGCUCUGGGGCUCAGCUUGGGGCCUCUACUGGUGUGCGCCCUCAGAGAAUGAGCAGCUCUUCCAGUGGUUCUGUCCAGUCUCCAGGUACCACAAGUCAGUUUGCCCUUGGGUCUUCCCCAUAUGCUGCAAGUGUGUCACUGUCCUCCCCACAAGCUGGUCCAUCUACUGUUCCGGGUCCUCAGAAGCAGCUGACCUCUACCUACACUGGCAGCUCUGGCACCCAGGCAGGAUCCUCUACUCCCUUCACCCUGCAUGGACCACCUGCUUAUGGUGGAUCAAGUCAACUUCAAGACAUGAGUCACUAUGCUGCUAGCAGUCCAUAUGGAAGCUUGUACUGCAAAUGUUCAUUGUCACCUCAAGGUGUAGACCAUCCCUCUACUGUUCAGAGUUCACAAAAGCAGUUUACCUCUAGCUAUGGAACCCAGUCAGGGUCUUCACCAUUUACCCUGCAAGGAAGUGUCACUUUUGAUGGCUCACAGCCUCAAGGUGUUGCCAGUCAAUCUGUUCGCGGCUCUCUCAAGCAGCUUCCAUCCACCUUCGUAGGCAGCUCUGGAACCCAGGCAGGGUCCUCUACUGCUAUCCUGCGGGGAGGCACUACUUAUGGUGGAUCAUCUAAGCCUCAAGAUACAAGUGAGUUUGUUCCUGGCUCUCAGUCCUCUUAUGCAAGUGUAUCAUGGUCUUCACCUCAAGAUGUUGCUGGUUCUGGUACUGCUCUUUCUCAGAAGCAGUUUAUCUCUACCUUCACAGGCACCUCUGCAGUUAAAGGGAGCAAUGUACAGUUUAACCCCUUCAUUGUCAAAGAUCAGUAA
Carassius carassius (crucian carp) is the source of this 2334-nucleotide messenger RNA. Its product is annotated as mucin-12-like. Lineage: Eukaryota; Metazoa; Chordata; Actinopteri; Cypriniformes; Cyprinidae. The coding region runs from base 79 to 2334 and encodes 751 amino acids. The transcript is spliced from 4 exons. The record is from RefSeq and is a predicted model, not a curated record.